CACCCGGUGAGAUUUAACUUAACCUGGCUGACUUGACGCCGCCGCUUUCUAUCUGCUGUCGGACGGGAAAAGAGGCGAGAUAUGUAAAAAUGGAGCCCCAUAAGAAGUUAAUAAACUCAGUGGAUGACUGCGUGGACGAGGCUCUCUGCGGCAUCGUCAGGGCCGGUGGGGGCCUGUCUCUGCUGAGGGGCCACAGAGUCGUGCUUCGGACCGACCUGGAAAACCUAAGGGGCAAAGUGGCCCUGCUGUCAGGAGGAGGGUCGGGACAUGAGCCGGCACACGGGGGUUAUGUUGGUGCAGGUAUGCUGUCAGCGGCAGUAGCAGGUGGAGUAUUUGCGUCUCCACCCCCUGCCAGCAUCCUGGCUGCCAUUAUCUCCUUGCAUAAUGCAGGAGCCUCUGGGGUCCUUCUCAUCGUGAAGAACUACACCGGCGACCGCCUGAACUUUGGAUUGGCUGCAGAGCAGGCCCGUAACCACGGUGUCGCUGUUGACAUGGUGAUUGUUGCCGAGGACUGCGCGUUUGAUCGACCCAGUAAGGCCGGGAGGAGAGGCUUGUGUGGCACUGUCUUCAUACACAAGCUGGCAGGUGCGUUGGCAGAACGAGGCUCCUCAUUGGACCAGAUUGUUGCCCAGGUGAAAGAGGUUUUGAAGGGGACUGGUACACUGGGGGUGAGUCUGUCUCCGUGCAGCGUCCCAGGCUGCCUGCCUUCAUUUGACCUGCCUCUAGGAUACAUGGAGCUGGGACUGGGAAUCCACGGUGAACCUGGAAUCAAAAGGUCAAAGGUGGCAUCCGCAGAUGAGGUGGUGAAAACCAUGAUAGAUCACAUGACCAACCCUGACAGCCAAUCUCAUCUGCAGCUGAAAUCAGGAGACAGCGUGGUUUUGUGUGUGAACAACCUCGGAGCUCUAUCUUGUCUGGAGAUGGCUGUUGUUACUAGAGCUGCCAUUAUCUGUCUGGAGAAUCGCGGGGUGGUGGUUGCCAGGGUGAUGUCCGGUUCAUUCAUGACAUCACUGGAGAUGGCGGGAGUGUCGCUGACCCUGAUGCUUGCCAAUGAGGAAAUACUAAGACUGUUUGAUGCUAAGACCAGUGCCCCCGCUUGGCCAAAUCUCAGCAGCGUGUGUGUGAGUGGACGCAGCUACACCACAGGUCCUCCAGCCAUGGGGACACGACCACAGGACGACACACACGCCGAGGGACCUCUGAGUCCUGUGAUGCGUAAAGCAUUAGAGAGGGUUUGUUCCACACUGCUGGAAAAACAGGAAGAACUGAACUCCCUGGACCGCGCUGCCGGGGACGGAGACUGUGGGAACACUCAUGCACAGGCUGCUAGAGCCAUUCAGGAGUGGCUCCAGGAUCAUGUGGUCCCUGGUUGCCCUGGGAAACUCUUAUCAGUCCUCGCUGGAUUGGUGCAGGAGAAGAUGGGGGGGUCCUCAGGAGCUUUGUACAGCCUAUUCCUGACUGCCGCGGCUGCUCGUGUGAACGAGGGGCGGGGCGGCGCUGCAGCCUGGGCCACGGCAAUGCAUGCUGGGACACAGGCCAUGAGGAGAUAUGGUGGCGCUGACCCUGGAGACAGAACAAUGUUGGAUGCUUUGUGUCCUGCUGUGGAUGAACUGAUGAAGCUGACCACAGCGCCACCUGGUGGAGAGAUGGCCAUACUACAGGCUGCUGUGCAGAAAGCGGCUUUGGGGGCGGAGGCGACCUGUAACCUCACAGCGAGGGCGGGGCGGGCCAGCUACAUCGCAGCCGAGCGGGUCACCCUGCCCGACCCCGGUGCUGUGGCUGUAGCCAAUAUCCUGAGAGCCGUGCUGGAGUCCCUUGAAGGGCAGAAGUAAUGCAGCAAUCUGAGCAGAUUUUUGCCGUCACCAGACUUAUGCUAGCGGAACAACACUAUCAUCCCCAAAAACAUGCGCAAAAAAAAAUGAAUGUGACUAAAAAUUGACUGUGAUGGUUACCUUUUUCUGCAAGCUAAUUUACAUAUGAUAUCUACAGUAAAUGAACAGAAACUGCAGAAUUGACAAUUACCUGAAAACAGAAAAUCUAUCUAAAAGCUGACAAUAUGCUUUGGAAAAUCAUCAGCGAUGAUGUAAAGUGUAAACAAGUUUUAGUAAAUGGUUGAAAACAACAACAACAACAAAACACCAGCAUGGUCCUUUAAACUUGUUUAACAAGCUCAAAAAUACCAUGAAUCCAGGACUUGAAACCUGGUAAAUUAAUCUACUAGAACAGCAGUUUUGUAUAAGUGGUUGAAUCAUGAAAAGAACAUUCGUUAUCACAACUUAUGAAAUACAAUAUAGAACAAGUAAUACACAGGGAGUUAUGUUAGUGGUGUUAAUAUAGAAACAUUUGAAGAUACUAAUGACUGGAUUUCCACAGUUACUACUCUACUACUAAACAGUGUGUAGGAUUUAGGGGGAUCUAUUGGCAGAAAAUUGUAUAUGAUAAUCAUAAAUUUGUUUUCAUUAGUUAACUAAUCACCUGAAACUAGGAAUCGUUCUGUUUUUCUUACCUUUAGAAUGAGCACUUCAUAUCUACAUAGGGAGGGAGUCCUCUUCCACGGAGCCCACUAUGUUGCACUGGCAUGUUUCCACAGUAGCCCAGAACGGACAAACCAGACACUGGCUCUAGAGAGGGACUUUUGCAUUUUUAAGUUACCUGAAAGUCUACAUUUCCCAUAAUGCAACUCGAUAGCAUGUUUCAUUGGUCCCUCCCUGCCCAAAUCUCUCAAAACUCCUAUUGCCUUGUUUUUAACGUAGCUUUUCCGUCAUAAAUUUUUACUCUCCGAGCUCAACCAGAUUUAACCCUGAUGACAUCACUGUGACAUCAUCAGGGUUAUUUUCUUACACUUGACAAAGACUCUUCAAGAGACGUCAUAUGACUGUUUUCACAGGUUGAGUAAUACUAUACAUGACAAGUAAACUGGAUUGGGUUGCACCAACUAUUCAUAGAUGUGUUACUAAGUUUGAAUGUUAACGUCCCUCCUAAGUUCUUAGUGACCACUAACUCAUUCCAAACUAGUGAUUUACUAAAUCAGGUCGCACCAUUAACGCUCAAGAAGUAUCUUGAGCCAGUAAGGACUUUGAUAAUGUGGAAAAUCGGUUGCUAGGAAACAUCUGUCGCGUUGUUAAGUCAAGAGCAAUCAGCCAUGUAAAACAGGAAGUCAUGGUAGCAUCGCAAGCUAGCACAACUUCCAAAAAAUUACGGCUUUAGAGGCAAAAGAUAUAUCUUUUGUUAAUGUAGGUAUUACUUUGUUUUAUUUACGUCUGCAUACAUGGAGAAAUGUGUGUUUCAGAGUAGUAAGUAUUCGUACAGUCUAUAAUGAGUGGUGUGAUUUUUGCUAACCCGACUGUUAUUUGCUUAUUUAGUGAAAGGUUAUUGGCAUAAUGUUUCGUACUUUGAGGUACUACGUGCUUGUUUGCGUGAAAAGUCAUUUAAAAUCUCCAAGAAUUACAUCAUUAUUGAACAUUACCAUGUUUGAGAUUAGAGAGGGAAAACUGCAUACAAUUUCAACUGUCAUUCCCUGUUAGCUUUGUAUGUUGGUUCAGUUAGCUACACAACACCUGGCAGCCAACGUUUACCUGCGUAAGAGCUAGUUCACGAGUUGCAGUCUGAUGUAAGUUACACAUGUGUAAAAUUUUCUCUUAGUGAACACUUUAGCAUUAGAACUAGGCAAAGUUUGAACUUACGAACAGCUGGUGCAACCAGCUCCAGAUCUUCAUGUGUAAUAUCAGUGGAGUGCUCCUUUUAAUACUGAUAAAAUCAGUGAGCUAUACCGGUUUCUGAAAUAUUCUUUUUAAAUAACAAUCAUACGGUACAUGAUUUAAAAGCAGCUUCUUGAUGAAACGGUAUUAACUGUGAC
Messenger RNA from Xiphias gladius (swordfish), 3856 nucleotides. RefSeq names its product triokinase/FMN cyclase (gene tkfc). Gene Ontology annotation, cellular component: cytosol. The transcript is spliced from 17 exons. The record is from RefSeq and is a predicted model, not a curated record. Gene Ontology annotation, biological process: glycerol catabolic process. The coding region runs from base 90 to 1832 and encodes 580 amino acids. Lineage: Eukaryota; Metazoa; Chordata; Actinopteri; Istiophoriformes; Xiphiidae. Gene Ontology annotation, molecular function: ATP binding; glycerone kinase activity.